UCCGUCUCCCCCGCCCUCUGGCAGGAGGCGGGCUGGGGCGGGCUUUCGCUGAGGCUCCGCCCUCCAGCCUUCGCCGGACCAGGCCUCUAGGUGCUUCACCCGGAGCUGGCAGAGCCGGGGGAAGGGCGCCUUAGGGCAGAGGCGGACCCUUCGCGCGGUGGAGAGAAAGUGACGGGGCCGCCCUUCGUUGUCAGCCAGGAACGAGGACGCAGCGGCGCUCCCACCGAGCUGCUGUCGAUCCCGACGCCGCCGAGAUGGCAGCUGCCGGCGCCCGAGGCCUGCGGGCCGCCUACCACCGAUUCAUGGAUAAAGUGGAGAUGUUGCUGCCAGAGAAAUUGAGGCCGCUAUACAACCACCCGGCAGGCCCCAGAACAGUUUUUUUCUGGGCUCCAAUAAUGAAAUGGGGAUUGGUGUGUGCAGGGUUAGCUGACAUGGCCAGACCUGCAGAGAAACUCAGCACAGCUCAAUCCACCGUACUGAUGGCUACAGGGUUUAUUUGGUCAAGGUACUCACUUGUAAUUAUACCAAAAAAUUGGAGUUUGUUUGCUGUUAAUUUCUUUGUGGGGUCAGCAGGAGCCUCUCAGCUGUUUCGUAUUUGGAGAUAUAAUGAAGAACUCAAAGCUAAAGGAAUCAAGAGUUCCUGAUCACCUGAACAAUCCAGAUGUGGACAGAAACAUUGGAACCUAGUUUAUUUAAUUAUUGAUAAGGUGAUACUAUCUUCUGGUAACGUCUGAAAAGAUUGAAAAAGAAACCUAACUGUAAUUAAUAACUAGCACUUGACUCCACAGAAAAAUAAAGCAAACUUUUAAUAACGGUCUCUCUA
Molecule: messenger RNA, 823 nt
Organism: Peromyscus leucopus (white-footed mouse)
Lineage: Eukaryota; Metazoa; Chordata; Mammalia; Rodentia; Cricetidae
Gene: Mpc2
Product: mitochondrial pyruvate carrier 2
Exons: 5
Coding region: 255-644 (129 amino acids)
Biological process (GO): pyruvate import into mitochondria
Cellular component (GO): mitochondrial inner membrane
Molecular function (GO): pyruvate transmembrane transporter activity
Source: RefSeq, a predicted model, not a curated record